AUGUCGACCCUCCCGAGAACGAUCAGCAACCUGCGUAAGGUUGGAAUUAAGAACUACUUCCGCCAGCUUUUGUACAUUGGUGAUACCAAGUACGGUCGCUUCGUUGGCGAGGAUAAGGCCGGCAACAAGUUCUACGAGAACAACGACGAACUUCCCCUGCGCACGCGAUGGGUGGACUUUAAGAAGCACGACUAUGACUCUGCUCAGGUUGAGCCUGGCUGGCACGCGUGGCAGGCAUUCAUGGUCGACAAGCCCCCCACCGAGGAUGCCCUCCUCCAGACCAAGACGCGCAAGUGGGAGCGCACGGAGGUUCUUCCCAAUUUGACGGCUACCAGGGGAGCGUUCAAGACUUACAACACGACGAAGCCAAAGAUCUACAGCUGGGAGCCCAAGGCUGUUGAGAGGCAAUGA
Messenger RNA from Colletotrichum truncatum, 411 nucleotides. The record is from RefSeq and is a predicted model, not a curated record. Lineage: Eukaryota; Fungi; Ascomycota; Sordariomycetes; Glomerellales; Glomerellaceae.